AAGCGCUUCUUUUUGUAGUACAAAACUAACCACCUCAUCCAUAUAUAUAUGGAGCUGCUGCUGCAGCUUCUUCUAGCCAUGGGGGGCCUCCUUAUUUGUGGCUUUCUCUGUAGCUUAUUUUCUCUUCUUUGGCUCGCGCCCGUCGGAGUGAGUCGUCGGCUUCGCAGGAACGGCUUCGACGGGCCUUCGCCGAAUUUUCCGUUCGGAAACUUGGUUGAGAUGAGCAAGAAACAACAUGGUUCUUCUUCUUCUGCUUCUGCUACUGCUUCUUCUUGUUCUUCGAGCUUUACUAACGACAUCCACUCCACCGUCUUCCCCUACUUCGCACGAUGGAGGAAAACUUUUGGGAAGGUGUUCAUAUACUGGUUAGGAACUGAGCCGUUCUUGUACAUCGCGGAUCCCGAGUUCCUGAAAGUGGUGACUUCGGGGACUCUGAGCAGGAAGUGGGGGAAGCCCAACGUGUUCAAGAAGGACAGGAAGCCCCUGUUUGGCAAGGGUUUGCUCAUGGUCGAGGGUGGGGAUUGGGCUCAUCACAGGCACAUCAUUUCGCCAGCUUUCUCCUGCACCAAUCUCAACGCCAUGAUAAACCUAAUGGAGGAGUCCACAACCAAGAUGCUAGAUAGCUGGAGCAAGAUAGUGGCCUCAGGCCAAAAAGAGAUUGAUGUAGAGAGAGAGAUCACCACGAACGCGGCCGAGAUCAUCGCGAAAACAAGCUUCGGCCUAGGCGAAGAGAACGGCGUGAGAGUGUUCAAGAAGCUCCGACGCUUGCAAGCCACUCUCUUCGAGUCGAACCGCCUGGUCGGCGUCCCGUUUAGCAACCUAUUGUACCUCAAGCAGACCUACAAAGCAUGGCGGCUCGGAAGGGAGAUCGACCACCUCCUCCUCGCAAUCGUCGAAGCACGGGCGAGAAAGGGGCGCGGGGGGCAGGACCUCUUGAGUCUCCUUCUCGCGGGAGAGGGCGAGGGUGAGGGCAAGGAGAAGGCGCGGAAGCUCACGACGAGGGAGCUCGUGGACGAGUGCAAGACAUUCUUCUUCGGCGGUCACGAGACGACGGCGCUCGCGCUCUCGUGGACGCUGCUCUUGCUGGCGAUGUACCCCGAGUGGCAGGCGGCUCUCCGGGAGGAGAUCGCAGAGCACUCCGCUGGCGGAUCGCUCGACUCCGACGGGCUGUCGAAACUUACGAAGAUGAGUUGGGUCCUGAAUGAGGUACUGAGGCUUUACUCCCCCGCGCCGAACGUACAACGGCAAGCGCGCGAAGACAUUGCGAUCGGCGAGUCGCUGGUCAUCCCGAAGGGAACCAACAUGUGGGUCGACGUGGUUGGGUUGCACCACGACGCGUCGCUGUGGGGCGAUGACGUAAACGAGUUCAAGCCGGAGAGGUUCAGCGCUGGCGCAGGCGGCGGGUGCAAGCACCGGAUGGGGUUCUUGCCCUUCGGAUUCGGGGGGAGGAUUUGUGUGGGGAGGAACCUCACUCUGAUGGAGUAUAAGAUUGUGCUCAGUCUCAUACUAAAGAGGUUCUCUUUACAAUUGUCUCCCAAAUAUAAACAUGAGCCUAGGAUCAUGUUGUCUCUUAGGCCUUCUAAUGGGAUACAAUUAGUUAUUAAUCCCAUUAACUAAGUAGAGAAAUACAUAUAUAUAUAUAUAUAUAUACACACACACACACACACACACACUUAAUUUUGGUGGACAUGUAGGAUUAAUUAAUGAAGGUUUGUGCGUGUAUAUGCUGAUAUUUCAUGCACAAACUCGAUCUGAACUUUUAUAUAUGGCUUGUGCACUUGUUUUCUAAUCAUAUGUACACUAUGUUCUCAUAUAUACAUUGAUGUUCCAAUUAAUUAAUCACUCCUAUCAGUGAGUUGAUUUGUUGAAUUUAAU
Ananas comosus (pineapple) is the source of this 1875-nucleotide messenger RNA. Its product is annotated as cytokinin hydroxylase. The record is from RefSeq and is a predicted model, not a curated record. NCBI's taxonomy places the organism in Eukaryota, Viridiplantae, Streptophyta, Magnoliopsida, Poales, Bromeliaceae. The coding region runs from base 49 to 1617 and encodes 522 amino acids. The transcript has 4 exons. Gene Ontology annotation, molecular function: monooxygenase activity; oxidoreductase activity, acting on paired donors, with incorporation or reduction of molecular oxygen; heme binding.